CCAGAGUCCAGAAGCAGCGUCUCCAAGUCGCGCGGACAAAUAAACAACAAUGAGUCUCGUCUUCUUUUCUCCUCAAAAAUCUUACCAAAAAGCAAAUCCAGAUUCAAUGACACCUCCAUGGAGAGGUACCACUCCCAUGACUCCAGCUGCAGUAGCCAGGCACCAAAAGAACGACGAGCAAAGAGACGCAAAGUCGCGCUAGCAUGCGUAGAGUGUCGUACAAGGAAAGUCCGCUGCGAUGGUGCCCAUCCAGUUUGCGGAGCAUGCGUCAAGAGGGCCCGUCAGUGCGUAUAUACUCUCGACUUGGAGAGGAAACGGUCUAUUGAGCGAGAAUAUGUUCUGCGUCUUGAGAGUCGGGUCAGGGAACUUGAGCGUGAAAGAGCCUCAUUGAGGACUCUGUCGACUUCUGAAACCAGAGUGCCAGCGUCAGAUGGAUGGGAACAUUCUGGUGUGAAUGUCCAUGUUGGAGCCUCGCAGCAUUCUCCUCGAGGUGGCUCCGUUGCCACCGUGCCUACUUCGCUAGAUACUCCGCGGAUAUUCAGCUAUCGCUCUGAUCAGAAUGGUGACGAUGGGUCAGAACCGUGGAGCUUGAGAUCAAAGGAUAACCGGUAUUCAGAUGCUACUAACACCUCCUUGCACUUCAACGGGAAGCCGUCACGCGGGGAGGAAAUGUCCGACGGGGUAAAUGCUAUGAUGGGUGCUGUUGAAGAGAGACCUACUCAAGGCUUCUUUGGAAGCUCGAGUGCAACUAGUUUCAUGAAGCAGGUCAAGUCGGCUGUCGAAGAGAAAGUAUCCUCGCCAGAGUCUAGACCCUCAGAUUCAGUUGGCGAGAAUCCUCCUCGAUCGACUUUGAUGUCGAGACGGAAGAAUAAUAUGGAGUCGGAGCUUGCAACUUACGCGCUACCUCCGCGCAAGUUCGCGGAUGGUCUAAUGGAUGUUUACUGGAAUCUUGUGUUCCCGUUGUACCCGUUUGUCGACAGGGCGCAACUCAAUGCGCAAUAUAAUAAUAUAUGGACGGGAGAGAGUUCUGAAUACGACGAGAACAUGCUGAUGUGUACCUUCAAUACCAUAUUCGCACUCAGCUGUCAGCUCUCUGACUCGAUAGAGCCACGAGAACGGAGGGCAUCGGCGGAUGUGUUCUUCUCUCGAGCUAAGGAGCUCCUCCACUUCAACUUGUGGAAUAGCGGUUCCGCAGAGCUGAUCCAGUGUCUCCUACUGAUGGGCCAGUAUCUGCAGAGCACUGACUCGGCACAUCAGUGCUGGAUAGUCAUUGGCUUAGCGGUCAGGAAUGCUCAAAGCCUUGGACUACAUCUCCCUUCUACUAUCUCUCGUUUUGAGAGCUUACAGGAACAACGGCUGGCGCGCAUCAUUUGGAAUGGUUGUGUCUUGAUGGACAGGGUCGUCUCGAUGACUUUUGGUCGACCCACCAUGAUUUCUGAACCGUCGUAUUCAUGGGUAUCAUUGCCUGCCACGAUCGACAAUGAUGAAUCCACAUCUCCUAGCGGUCGAGAUGGGCCGGGCAAGCGGGCAGAUGAGCCAUCUUUGAUAAACUUUUUCGAAAGGUCGUUGGAACUCUAUGAGAUCCUAAACGAUAUACUCGUACGGCUAUACUCUUCAAAUCCAGAAGGACGACUGAACGACGGUCGUAGCUACUAUUGCUCCCAAAAAGAGAGUAGUGAUGGUGAACGUGAAGUGUUUGAACUAGACCGUGCUCUUGCAGAAUGGUGUCGGAGACUGCCACCACACUUGCGAGAUGGCGAAAGUGCGGCGAACCCGAUAUUCCAGCGACAAUCGAUUGUGCUUAGGUCGAGAUUCCUGCAUGUCAGGAUGCUCCUCUUCCGGCCUUCACUAUCGCGUUAUUGCACAAACCGGGACUCUUCAUGUGAAGACCCGCUCAUCUCGCUCUCCGGUUCAUUCCCGCAACGAGUGACUCUCCAAUGUUCAAUCAUCUGUGUGAGGGCGGCUCAGGAACUGAUUGAGCUAAUCUACAAUAAGGUCCCUUCCGACGGCACUAAUGGACCACUCCCAGCAUGGUGGUAUAAUAUCUUAUAUGUGUAUACAGCAGCUACUGUUUUGAUCGCCGGCCGACUCCGUUCGGCAAUCGUGGCGGAGAUAACCGAACCGACAGUUACUCGGUCUUGGAACCUUGCACUUGAAAUUUUAAGGAAGUAUCAGGAAUCCAGCACGUCAGCGCGACGCUGCAUUGCUGCACUCGAAAUACUUUACGAUAGAGUAGUCUCGGAAGGACACGAGCCCCAUCAUCGGGUAACUUCAACGUUGUCGAGUGAACAGCAAUCCCAGAGUUUCCCAUUAUUGCCGGCCCCAAACUCUCUCGACGAAAUAUACCUUGGAGAGGGCAUCGAUUCUACCGUCUUUGAGACUUUCAACUUAGAUGAUCCACAGGAUAUGUCUUGGCUGCACAGUGUACCAAGCAAUCUCUAUUAAAGUCCAGGGAUGUCUAUGGUAGUCUUUAUGCAUGUCAGCCUGCAGCCCUUCCCGGUUUGCUCUGCUGCCCCGUCACGGUCCAGGAGUCUGUCGAUCUGGACCCGCGGCGUUGGCGAAGGAUGCAUGACGAAGAAACCCUCUAAGACAAGGCGGCUACAUGAUUGGGGCCGUUGAGAGUUGCUGUGUCAUGUAGCUUGCAGCAUCCCACGGAAAUGCUUAUUUCACUGUCGAACUUGAGCUUAUUCUGAUGAUCUGGCGGCCCCCCUACCAACCACGGGAGGUCAGUGAGCUAGUUCUGAUCGCCCAUGCUCCGGAUUCUCAUGGACGCUUACCCGAUAAUCAUUUCUCCGGCGGCCGCUACUGCUGGUAGCAU
Paecilomyces variotii is the source of this 2818-nucleotide messenger RNA. Its product is annotated as C6 transcription factor. Gene Ontology annotation, cellular component: nucleus. The coding region runs from base 118 to 2445 and encodes 775 amino acids. Gene Ontology annotation, molecular function: RNA polymerase II cis-regulatory region sequence-specific DNA binding; zinc ion binding; DNA-binding transcription factor activity, RNA polymerase II-specific. The transcript has 7 exons. The record is from RefSeq and is a predicted model, not a curated record. Gene Ontology annotation, biological process: DNA-templated transcription; positive regulation of transcription from RNA polymerase II promoter by galactose. Lineage: Eukaryota; Fungi; Ascomycota; Eurotiomycetes; Eurotiales; Thermoascaceae.